Molecule: messenger RNA, 1413 nt
Organism: Ophidiomyces ophidiicola
Lineage: Eukaryota; Fungi; Ascomycota; Eurotiomycetes; Onygenales; Onygenaceae
Gene: PPX1
Product: Exopolyphosphatase
Exons: 1
Coding region: 1-1413 (470 amino acids)
Cellular component (GO): cytoplasm
Molecular function (GO): exopolyphosphatase activity
Source: RefSeq, a predicted model, not a curated record
AUGGCCGCCCGAACCUUUCAACCUCUGAGCCUGCUUCAAUUCCUCAGACAUGCUACUCACCAUUCUAUGACAAAUCAAACAACAUAUGUUCUAGGAAAUCCUUCUGCAGAUCUAGAUUCAAUAAUAUCAGCAAUUUUAUUUUCUUAUUUCUCAGCUUCAAAUCCGCAGCGAGAAAGUAAUAUCUCCCACCAAUACGUCCCAGUUAUAAAUCUACCUAACGUGCCCUCCGGCAGGGCACUUGGAAAAUUACGUCCGGAGUUUGUGACAGCAUUAAGGCUUGCAACAAAUGAAACUGGGCAAGAUGAUGAAGAGUUACUGAAAAAAAACAUCUUAACCCUCGCCAGUCUAAAAGAACAGCUGCAUUCCAGCGACAAACCUCCCAAGCCCGCUCAACCUAUCAAUGUGUUCAUGACAGACUGGAAUGCUUUGUCAGCAUUUGCAAACGGAACUCGAGGGAUUGAGGGUAUUUCCGGUACCAUCUCGGUGAAAGGAUGUAUCGACCAUCAUGAAGAUGAAAAGUUUGUUCCGUUAGAUGUUGGACUACGUUGUAUUCAGACCGGGGUAGGAAGCUGUACCUCUCUUGUUGUUCGCGAACUCCAGUCUCGUGGACUGUGGGAGGACAGCCGUUUUCGUGAUGCAGCACUGUCAGAAAAAGCUGACCCACCUCCUGAAACAUACGAAUCGCAAGUCGCAAAGCUUGCUUUAGCGGCAAUUCUUGCCGAUACCGUCAAUAUGACAGCAAAAGACAAAGUCUCAGAAGUUGACCGGCGGGCAGUAUCAUUUCUAGAAAAUAAAAUCAGGCAAGCAGAAGAUACCGUUUGGGACCGUAACGACUUCUACGAACAGAUAAUUCAGGCAAAGAACGCAAGCGUAGACAAUCUAACCAUCAACGAGGUCUUAGGCCGCGAUUACAAAGAUUGGAUUGAUCAGAUAAUCCGCCCAGUUUCCUCUAAUCAGAGUAUGAGUGUCAAAACCGGUAUAUGCAGCGUCGUGAGGUCUCUGUCGUGGCUCUUCGUUAAAUCAACAGAAGAAAAUGGAACACAUGGGGCUUCGCAAUCGCCUGUCGGCAGUUUUCUCUACUCCUUGCAUAACUUUGCACUGUCGAGAAAUCUAGAUGUCGUUGCUGUAAUGACGGCAUACAACUCUCAGCCAGGUGACAAGUUUCAUCGUGAGCUACUGCUAUAUGUUCCAAAUGACGCCUACAUCCAACAUUUGGCAACUUUCAAGGCUCUUGCUACUGACGCCCUUGGUCUAAAAAUGAAAAUGGGCAAACAAUAUCAAGCUCCAAAUAGUUUGGCUGCUUUUCAGCCAAGGACCCCGCUUCUUGUGCAUGUCUGGGAUCAAGAAAAUGUAUCUAAGAGCAGAAAACAAGUUGCUCCCUUGUUGAGAAGCAUUAUGACAGGAGCCCAAUGA